GGGCCGGAAGUUCCUCUGAAAGAAGACGCCACGGUGAGCGGCCGGCGCUGGGGGUGUCCAAGGGCUGUUAACGUCGCUGCCAUGGGCAAAAGAGACCGGGCGGACCGCGGUGAGAGGAGGCACGGGCGCGACAAGAAGAAGUCCAAGAAACGGCACUAUGAGGAUGAAGAGGAAGAUGAAGAUGAUACCCCUGGAAACGACUCUCAGGAGGCAGUCCCCUCGGCGGCCGGGAAGCAGGUGGAUGAGGCCGGGACCAAAGUGGAUGAAUACGGAGCCAAGGACUACAGGCUGCAGAUGCCACUGAAGGAUGACCACACCUCCAGACCCCUCUGGGUGGCUCCUGAUGGCCACAUCUUCUUGGAAGCUUUCUCUCCAGUUUACAAAUAUGCCCAAGACUUCCUGGUGGCUAUUGCAGAGCCAGUGUGCCGACCAACCCAUGUACAUGAGUACAAGCUAACUGCCUACUCCUUGUAUGCAGCUGUCAGUGUUGGGCUGCAAACCAGUGACAUCACUGAGUACCUCAGGAAGCUCAGCAAGACUGGAGUCCCUGAUGGAAUUAUUCAGUUUAUUAAGUUGUGUACAGUCAGCUAUGGGAAAGUCAAGCUGGUCCUAAAACACAACAGGUACUUUGUUGAAAGCUCCCAUCCCGAUGUCAUCCAGCAUCUUCUCCAAGAUCCAGUGAUCCGUGAAUGCCGCCUGAGGAAUGCUGAGGGGGAGGCCACUGAACUCAUCACAGAGACUUUCACAAGCAAAUCUGCCAUUUCUAAGAUGGCAGAUAGUGGCAGUGGGCCUUCUACUUCCCGGGUGACAGAUCCACAGGGUAAAUCUGACAUCCCUACGGACUUGUUUGACUUUUAUGAGCAAAUGGACAAGGAUGAAGAAGAAGAAGAAGAGACACAGACAGUAUCCUUUGAAGUCAAACAGGAAAUGAUUGAGGAGCUCCAGAAACGUUGUAUACACCUGGAGUACCCUCUGUUAGCAGAAUAUGACUUCCGGAAUGAUUCUGUCAACCCUGAUAUAAACAUUGACCUGAAACCCACAGCUGUCCUCAGACCCUAUCAGGAGAAGAGCCUGCGGAAGAUGUUUGGGAAUGGACGCGCACGAUCGGGAGUCAUUGUUCUUCCUUGCGGUGCUGGAAAGUCCCUGGUUGGUGUGACUGCUGCGUGCACUGUCAGAAAGCGCUGUCUGGUGCUGGGCAACUCUGCCGUGUCUGUGGAGCAGUGGAAAGCCCAGUUCAAGAUGUGGUCCACCAUUGAUGACAGCCAGAUCUGCCGCUUCACCUCUGAUGCCAAGGACAAGCCCAUAGGCUGCUCCAUUGCCAUUAGCACGUACUCCAUGCUGGGCCACACUACCAAGAGGUCCUGGGAGGCUGAGCGAGUCAUGGAGUGGCUUAAAACACAGGAAUGGGGCCUCAUGAUCCUGGAUGAAGUGCACACUAUUCCAGCUAAGAUGUUCCGAAGGGUGCUCACCAUCGUGCAGGCCCACUGUAAGCUGGGUUUGACUGCAACCCUUGUCCGGGAAGAUGACAAAAUUGUGGACUUAAAUUUUCUGAUUGGGCCCAAGCUCUAUGAAGCCAACUGGAUGGAGCUGCAGAACAAUGGCUACAUCGCCAAAGUCCAGUGUGCUGAGGUUUGGUGCCCAAUGUCUCCUGAGUUUUACCGGGAAUAUGUGGCAAUCAAAACUAAGAAACGAAUCUUGCUGUACACCAUGAACCCCAACAAGUUCAGAGCUUGCCAGUUUCUGAUCAAGUUUCAUGAAAGGAGGAACGACAAGAUUAUUGUUUUUGCUGACAACGUGUUUGCCUUGAAGGAAUAUGCCAUUCGACUGAACAAACCCUAUAUCUAUGGGCCUACAUCCCAGGGAGAAAGGAUGCAAAUUCUUCAGAAUUUCAAGCACAACCCGAAAAUCAACACCAUCUUUAUAUCCAAGGUAGGUGACACAUCAUUUGAUCUUCCAGAAGCCAAUGUCCUCAUUCAGAUCUCAUCCCAUGGUGGCUCCAGGCGACAGGAGGCCCAGAGGCUAGGACGGGUGCUUCGAGCCAAAAAAGGGAUGGUUGCAGAGGAGUACAAUGCCUUCUUCUACUCACUGGUAUCCCAGGACACACAGGAAAUGGCUUACUCUACCAAGCGACAGAGAUUCUUGGUAGAUCAAGGUUAUAGUUUCAAGGUGAUCACAAAGCUUGCUGGCAUGGAGGAAGAAGAGUUGGCAUUUUCCACAAAGGAGGAGCAACAGCAGCUCCUACAGAAAGUCCUGGCGGCCACUGACCUGGAUGCGGAGGAGGAGGUAGUGGCAGGAGAGUUUGGCUCCAAGUCCAGCCAGGCAUCCCGACGCUUUGGCACCAUGAGCUCUAUGUCCGGGGCUGAUGACACUGUGUACAUGGAGUACCACUCAUCCCGAAGCAAAGCUUCCACUAAGCACGUGCACCCUCUUUUCAAGCGCUUUCGGAAAUGAUACCUACCCAGGUUACUUGGUUGAAGACUGGAUGCUUGGUCCCAGCAUUGGAAAGGGAUUUUUCAGUGUAACAUCUUCUCUCCAUGUCUAUGUACUUUACUAUAGCACCAGCCAAACUGAUCUAAACUCAGUAUCUGCUGACCAUAUUGAAGAAAAUCAACACAGAGGUUUGGUUCUGCCUUCAUGUGUCACCCAGGUUUUAAAAAAGAAGGCAAGAUUAUUUUUUGAUUUUUUUUUUUUUUCAAACUUGUUUGGGAAUGGGUCAUUCCUGUAUAUAAAAAUUUGUACUGGGGGCUGGGGUUGUGGCUCUCACACGUGAGAGGCCCUGGGUUCAAUCCUCAGCACCACAUAAAUAAAUAAAAUAGAGAUAUUGUGUUUAAAUACAACUAAAAAAAUAAAUAUUAAAAAAAAUUUUUGUACUGUUUAAAAGAUGUUUAUCUUGAUGCUCAGCUAAAUAAACAAAAUGGAACAUUUCA
Ictidomys tridecemlineatus (thirteen-lined ground squirrel) is the source of this 2927-nucleotide messenger RNA. RefSeq names its product ERCC excision repair 3, TFIIH core complex helicase subunit (gene Ercc3). The record is from RefSeq and is a predicted model, not a curated record. Lineage: Eukaryota; Metazoa; Chordata; Mammalia; Rodentia; Sciuridae. Gene Ontology annotation, molecular function: 3'-5' DNA helicase activity; ATP binding; hydrolase activity. Gene Ontology annotation, cellular component: transcription preinitiation complex; nucleotide-excision repair factor 3 complex; transcription factor TFIIH holo complex. Gene Ontology annotation, biological process: transcription initiation at RNA polymerase II promoter; nucleotide-excision repair; hair cell differentiation.